This is a messenger RNA of Cylicostephanus goldi, 302 nucleotides long. The record is from the annotation of a GenBank genome assembly. Lineage: Eukaryota; Metazoa; Nematoda; Chromadorea; Rhabditida; Strongylidae.
AUGUCAGAUCCUGACGCUCCAUCUCGCAAAAGACCGUCGCUUCGUGAUUAUCUACACUGGGUGGUGAUAGAUGUUCCCGGAAGUCAUGUAAAACAGGGCAAGGAACUUGUGUCCUAUAUGGGACCGGCCCCACCCUCAGGAACAGGUUUACACCGAUAUUACUUCCUCGUCUACAAACAGACAAAGUCGGUUUCGCUUGAGAAAUCAGCCAGAGCAAACUUUGACACGCACAAAUUUGUCAAGGAAAACGGUUUGGGCAAUCCAGUAGCAGGAAACUAUUUCCAGGUAGGCUCACUUUGAAC